AUGGGGAAACGGAAGUCUAGGGCUAAGCCCCCUCCUAAGAAGCGUAUGGACAAGCUCGACACUGUUUUCAGCUGUCCCUUCUGCAAUCAUGGAACCAGUGUUGAAUGUAGAAUUGACAUGAAGAACUUGAUUGGUGAGGCUAUGUGCAGAAUUUGCCAAGAAAGCUUUAGCAUGACCGUCAAUGCUUUAUCUGAACCCAUCGACGUAUAUUCUGAAUGGAUAGAUGAAUGCGAAAGGGUGAACACCCUUGAUGAAGAUGCUGCUAAAGAUGAAGAUUAGAUGUAGGUGGAAGGAUCUCCCUUCUGUACAUCGACAUAGGCAAUCAGUAGUUUAUAGCUUAGUCUGGGGUGUUCUGAGGAUCUGCUCUUGGUAUGAUGGUUGAUAAAACUUGGUGAUGCUUAUGUUGUAGCUUGAAUAAACAUAAUCCUUCUACAUUUCCGUUAAAUUAAUGUAGGUCUGUAUUAAUUUUCCAUCUUUUUAGCCUUUUUAGGUCAGAGAUGUUGGGAAGAACUAAAACAGCUUAUGAUUUGGCUUCUGAUUAGGCCAAAUUGGGUGGAAAAUAGUUUAUAGUUUCCUAUUUAUGUCUAAUAGGAUCUAGUCACCUGGAUGUUGGAUCAAAUAUAUAGUAAAAUGUUGUGUAAUUUGGGUUAUAUUUUGGGAGAAUUCAAUUCAGAUA
This is a messenger RNA of Vitis riparia (riverbank grape), 676 nucleotides long. RefSeq names its product transcription elongation factor 1 homolog. The record is from RefSeq and is a predicted model, not a curated record. Gene Ontology annotation, cellular component: transcription elongation factor complex. NCBI's taxonomy places the organism in Eukaryota, Viridiplantae, Streptophyta, Magnoliopsida, Vitales, Vitaceae. The transcript has 4 exons. Gene Ontology annotation, biological process: transcription elongation by RNA polymerase II. The coding region runs from base 1 to 279 and encodes 92 amino acids. Gene Ontology annotation, molecular function: RNA polymerase II complex binding.